Molecule: messenger RNA, 907 nt
Organism: Tarenaya hassleriana
Lineage: Eukaryota; Viridiplantae; Streptophyta; Magnoliopsida; Brassicales; Cleomaceae
Product: oxygen-evolving enhancer protein 1-1, chloroplastic
Exons: 2
Coding region: 81-773 (230 amino acids)
Biological process (GO): photosystem II assembly; photosystem II stabilization
Cellular component (GO): photosystem II oxygen evolving complex
Molecular function (GO): oxygen evolving activity
Source: RefSeq, a predicted model, not a curated record
AAAUGAGUUUUUUUUAGGGAGCAAAUGCGGAGGGAGUGCCGAAGAGGCUGACGUUCGACGAGAUACAGAGCAAGACGUAUAUGGAGGUUAAGGGGACUGGAACUGCGAACCAGUGCCCGACCAUCGACGGUGGCUCCGACGAGUUCGCGUUCAAGCCUGGAAAAUAUUCUGGCAAGAAGUUCUGCUUCGAGCCGACAUCCUUCACCGUCAAGGCCGAGGGUGUCAGCAAGAACGCACCUCCCGAGUUUCAGAACACCAAGCUAAUGACCCGCCUCACCUACACCCUUGAUGAGAUCGAAGGACCUUUCGAGGUCUCUUCAGACGGAACCGUCAAGUUCGAAGAAAAAGACGGCAUAGACUACGCAGCUGUCACGGUCCAGCUUCCGGGCGGGGAGAGAGUGCCGUUCCUGUUCACAGUCAAACAGCUCGACGCCUCAGGAAAGCCCAACAGCUUUGGCGGGAAAUUCUUGGUGCCCUCGUACCGUGGCUCGUCCUUCUUGGACCCAAAGGGCCGUGGUGGCUCAACCGGUUAUGACAACGCGGUCGCCUUACCAGCCGGAGGCAGAGGGGACGAGGAAGAGCUGACAAAGGAGAACAUCAAGAACGCGGCUUCGUCCACCGGAGAGAUCACUCUGAAGGUGACAAAGAGCAAACCUGAGACGGGAGAGUUGAUCGGAGUUUUCGAGAGCAUUCAGCCUUCGGACACUGACUUGGGUGCUAAGGUACCAAAGGAUGUUAAGAUCCAAGGGAUUUGGUACGGUCAACUUGAGUGAUGUUCCCACAAUUACUUAGUCUCUGUAUUUGGAACGAACCUCUUUGAAGAUUCCUGUUAACGAUCUUAUAAUCGUCUUGACGCUCUCAUAUUUUUCCGGUCAUAUGAUCUUUAUAAUUCCCUAAAGUUGCAACC